Coniosporium apollinis CBS 100218 is the source of this 1077-nucleotide messenger RNA. RefSeq lists its product as uncharacterized. Gene Ontology annotation, cellular component: nucleus. The record is from RefSeq and is a predicted model, not a curated record. Bases 1 to 1077 code for a protein of 358 amino acids. Gene Ontology annotation, molecular function: mRNA binding. The transcript is spliced from 7 exons. NCBI's taxonomy places the organism in Eukaryota, Fungi, Ascomycota, Dothideomycetes. Gene Ontology annotation, biological process: mRNA export from nucleus.
AUGGAUCGAGCCCUCGACGAUGUCAUAAAUGAGCGCCAGGUAUGCCUCGCUGCGGUCCGCCCUCCGCGACAGCCUGCAGAGCUCGAAGCUAACGGCUUACCGACAUCACAGCGCGGUGGCUUUCGUGGACCAAGAGGCCGUCGGCAGGAGAGUGGGCCGCGAGACGGCGUAAGAAAGCCGAAUCCCAGAGACGAACCUCGGAAUCUUGACCGAGACUGGGUCCACGACCGAUACGAAGAUGAGAACGACUCUCGACGACCGUCUCGCAACUUUCGAUCGCAGAGGCUUGAGCGGUAUACACCCGAAACCGACCCCUCGCAGUCCGGCGCCAAGCUCCGUGUUGACAACAUACACUACGACCUCACCGAGUCCGAUCUGAGGGAACUCUUCGCUCGCAUCGGCCGCGUCCAAUCCGUCGAGCUCCUCUACGACCGCAGCGACCGCAGCAAAGGCAUCGCCUACGUCACAUACACCGACUUGCGCGACGCACGCACCGCAAUCCGCGAAUUCGACGGCGCCAACGCCAACGGCCAGCCGAUCCGCCUAACCUUGAUCCCGCCUGCCCCUGCCAAAGCCCCCGAGCCGCGCCGCAACCCCUUCGACAGCGUGACCCUCCCCGGCCGCAGCUUGUUCGACCGCAUCGAGAGAGACAGGAGCGCGAGCCCCGGCAGUGAGCGCGAACGCGAGGCUGGCGGUAGACGUCGAGGUGGCAGACGUGACGACGGUGUCAGACACUCGGAUGUCAGCAAGCCCGCUCCGGAGCACAUCGAUCGCUACGUCCCCGGCCAACGGGACUCGCGCUCCGGUUCGCGGCGCCGCUCUCCGCUGCCUCCGCGUGGUGGCGGGCGCGACGGGGGUCGUCGGCCUGGAGGCCGGCGCGAGCAGAGCGGCAGGAUGGGCAACAGAGAUGAAGAUGGGAGACCCAUGGUUAAGGGCCGACCGAGAAAGACGGCUGAAGAGCUGGACGCGGAGAUGGCGGAUUAUUGGGGGACUACGGAGGGGGGCCGGACUGCGGCUGCUGGGGGCAACGCGGAUGGGGCUGCUGCGGGCAAUGAUGAUAUUGAUAUGAUUGAAUAG